GCAAGAUAGACAAGGAGUAUGGCGAUGGAGGACACAGACAAACAACUGCAUAUGAAAAUAAAUGGAAUAAUUAUACUGUAGGCCUACUCUAAACACGAAGCUAUUGUCUUAAUUUGAAACCUCAUAUGAUUUAAUAUGGUUCUUUAGAGCCUAUUACUCUUUAUCAAUAUAGUUAUGCUGUUUGUAUUAUACUGGCAAACAUGUCAACUUUUCAAAUGAAUGAGUAAUUGGAAUACGAAUGGAUGAAGACUCAGCUUUCUCUGGUGUCUUUCCUGUGGUGUCUGAAGAGAAUAUUCUAGUAGACUUUUUUCAGGCACACUUGGCUCUAUCCUGCAUACUCAUUUCAGUUACAGCCAUAACCAUCGCCUGGUUUAUUAGAGAUUCUUUCAAAGUUGAAGAUUUUGACCAGAAACAUGUCUUUAUCACGGGCUGUGAUAGCGGAUUUGGAAAUUUGGUGGCAAGGCAGCUUGACCAAAAGGGGUUUCAUGUAAUAGCCGCAUGUCUCACGGAGAAAGGUGAAUCGGAAUUGAAGGCUGCGGCCUCUCCCAGACUGAAGACAGUUCUGUUCAAUGUUACCGACAGUCCGAGCAUCGAGAGUGCGGUGGAGUUUGUGCGCGCCGAGGUUGGAGAGCGAGGUCUCUGGGGGCUGAUCAACAACGCUGGGAGGUCCACACCUAUAGGCCCCACUGAAUGGAUGCAGUUGGAGGACUUCAAGAAAGUUCUAGAUGUGAAUUUAAUAGGUCUGAUUGACGUGACCCUGAAGUUCCUCCCACUCUUAAAGAAGGCUCAAGGAAGGGUGAUCAAUGUUGCCAGUAUCCUGGGGAGGCUUGCCCUCAACGGAGGAGGCUACUGCCUAUCUAAGUAUGGUGUGGAGGCCUUCUCUGACAGCCUUAGACGGGAUAUGCAGCAUUUUGGUGUAAAAGUGAGUAUCAUUGAGCCUGGUUUCUUCAAGACGGGUGUGACCAGGCUGGACCUCAUUGAAGCAGACCUGCAGAGACUGUGGAACCGUCUCCCUGAGGAGGUCAAGCACUCAUAUGGACCCAAAUUCUUUGACGAAUAUGUAAAAGCUCAGGAUUUCUCCAUGGGUCUCCUGUGCAGUUCAGACAUCUCCAAGGUGACCAGUUGCAUGCAGCAUGCUCUUACAGCCCGCUACCCGCGGACCCGCUACUCACCUGGUUGGGAUGCUAAGCUCAUCUGGAUCCCCCUGUCCUACCUCCCUGCGUUCAUAGCAGACUUCACAGUCGCUGUUCUACUUCCUGUCCCCAAAGACGACAGAAAGAGCCAUGCAAACCAAGUGGGUGUGGCAAACACAUGAGCCACUGGACUCUUUCCUUCAUCAAUCACGUCUAUGAUAUGUUUUAGAUUGAUUUAUAUUCAUGAUUUGCAUUUCAAGGAUGUUGAUACUACACCGAAUAAAAAUAUAAGUGCAACAUGUAAGGUGUUGGUCCCAUGUUUCAUGAGUUGAAAUAAAUCCCCAACAUUUGCCAU
Messenger RNA from Oncorhynchus gorbuscha (pink salmon), 1488 nucleotides. RefSeq names its product retinol dehydrogenase 1 (gene rdh1). Bases 239 to 1315 code for a protein of 358 amino acids. Lineage: Eukaryota; Metazoa; Chordata; Actinopteri; Salmoniformes; Salmonidae. The record is from RefSeq and is a predicted model, not a curated record. The transcript is spliced from 6 exons.